Molecule: messenger RNA, 2548 nt
Organism: Salvelinus namaycush (lake trout)
Lineage: Eukaryota; Metazoa; Chordata; Actinopteri; Salmoniformes; Salmonidae
Product: tripartite motif-containing protein 16-like
Exons: 6
Coding region: 228-1910 (560 amino acids)
Molecular function (GO): zinc ion binding; protein binding
Source: RefSeq, a predicted model, not a curated record
ACCUAGGAACUAAAAUAUUUGUCUCCUUCUCAACUUUGCCUGCAGUUUUCUCUCUCUCCCUCCCUUCCUCUAACCCCUCCCUCUCUCACUCCCUCCUUCCCUCCCUCUAACCCCAGCCCUCUGGCAGAACCAGGAAGUCCCUCCCCUUCACAAACUCUCUUAUGUGGAAACGAAACUGAUCUGAGUCUCUCUGUCGUCUGUCUGUGUGAGAGUGAACAACCGUCCAAAUGGCUCAACAGGGAGUUCUGCUGGACCAGGACCAGUUCUGUUGUUCUGUCUGUCUGGAUCUACUGAAGGAGCCGGUCACCAUCCACUGUGGGCACAGUUACUGUAGAAGCUGUAUUGAGGGCUGCUGGGAUCAGGAUGUUCUGAAAGGGGUCUAUAGCUGUCCUCAGUGCAGACAUACCUUCACUCCAAGGCCUACGCUGAUGAAAAAUAACAUGUUGGCUGAGGUGGUGGAGAAACUGAGGAAGACAGGACUCCAGGCUGCUCCCCCUCCUGCUCUGUGCUAUGCUGGACCUGGAGAUGUGGCGUGUGAUUUCUGCACUGGGACCAGAAAGCAGAAAGCCCUCAUGUCCUGUCUGGCAUGUCUGGCCUCUUACUGUGAGACUCACCUCCAACCUCACUAUGAAUUUCCUGGUUUCAAGAAGCACAAGCUGGUCAAAGCCACCGCACAACUACAGGAGAAGAUCUGCUCUCAUCAUGACAAACUGCUGGAGGUUUACUGUCGUACCGAUCAGCAGUGUAUCUGUCUGCUGUGUGUGAUGGAUGAACAUAAAGGCCAUGAUACAGUGUCAGCUGCAGCAGAGAGGACUGAGAAACAGAGGCAGCUGGGGAUGAGUCAGCAGAAGGUCCAGCAGAGAUUCCAGCAAAGAGAGAAGGAGCUGAAGGAGCUCCAACAGGCUGUGGAGUCUUUCAAGCGCUCUGCACAGGCAGCAGUGGAGGACAGUGAUCAGAUCUUUACUGAGCUGAUCCGCUCCAUUGAGAGAAGGAGCUCUGAGGUGAAGGAGCUGAUCAGAGCCCAAGAGAAGGCUCAAGUGAGUCAAGCUGAAGGACUCCUGGAGCAACUGAAGCAGGAGAUAGCUGAGCUGAGGAAGAGAAGCACUGAGCUGGAGCAGCUCUCACACACAGAGGAUCACAUCCAUUUCCUCCAGAGUUAUCAGUCUCUCUCCAGUAUCAGUGUAUCUUCAGACUUACCCAGCAUCGUUGUCCGUCCUCUUCAGUACUUUGGAGAUGUGAGUAAGACUGUGUCUGAACUGAGAGAGAAACUAGAAGACUUCCUUAAAGGAGAAUGGACCAAGAUCUCCACUACAGUGAAUCUAGUGGAUGUUGUACUGCCUCCAGAGCCCAAGACCAGAGAACAGUUGUUACAAUAUUCCUGUCAGCUCACACUGGACCCAAACACAGCAGACACACACCUCUCUCUGUCUGAAGGGAACAGAAAGGUGACCUAUACAGACCAAGUCCAACCAUAUCCUGACCAUCCAGACAGAUUCAUCAACUACUGUCAGGUUCUGUGUAGAGAGGGUCUGUCUGGACGCUGUUACUGGGAGGUGGAGUGGACUGGUAAUGUUUUUACAGCAGUCUCAUAUAAAGACAUCAGCAGAACAGAGACAGAUGGUGGAUUUGGAGACAAUAACAAGUCCUGGAGUUUACAGUGCUCUAGAGGUGGUUAUUGUUUCAGACACAAUAAUGUUGAGACUAAAGUAUCAGGCCCUCAGUCCUCCAGAGUAGGAGUGUACCUGGAUCACAAGGCAGGUACUCUGUCCUUCUACAGUGUCUCUGACACAAUGACCCUCCUCCACAGAGUCCAGACCACAUUCACUCAGCCCCUCUAUCCUGGGAUUAGGAUUGGAUAUUUGUGCUGGAGUUCUGCUGAGCUGGUAAACUGUAAACUGAUUUGUUAUUAAUUAAAAUUCAAUACAAUGUUUUAAUCUUGUUCAUUUCCAUGAAUCAUGAUGUCUGGUGUUGAUGUAUAUUGGUUGUCAUUCAGAACCAUUGAUAUGUUUUCUCAGUUGGUUCUCUGUCUCUAUGUAAUUCUCCUCAGUAUCAUUGAUCAGCUUGUUGGUCCUAAUUGAUGUGUUCUCUGUCACCUGGAGCUGCAUGGAAAAUGGUCCAGGAACUAAAGGACAAUUCAGGACUAGUCAGCCCACUACAAGCUGGUAUCACUUACUUUCUACUAAACUAUAUGGACUGGUUUCCCAGACACAGAUUAAUCCUAGUCCUGGACUAAAAAGUAUGUUCAAUGUAGAUGUCCAGGAAACCGGCCCUAAAUGUGUCAUCUUUCAUCCUCCCAUACUGCUCAGUCCAGCAACAUUAAACCUGUCCAGCAGGUGGUGCUAUUGACCAAACAAUAAAACCAGCAGAUAUCUUGACUUGCCACUCAGUAUAUCAGUAAUGUUCAGAAUAGUACUUUAAUAUCAUUGGAGAUUGAUGGUCUUUUUAAUCCACUAUCCAGAGUCAGGAACAGAUGAAGUUAGGUCUGCUACUGUUCAGUGAUUAAAUAUGAUUUAUGGUGAUGGGAAAUAAUAAAAAACACUAAACUUCA